Molecule: messenger RNA, 2100 nt
Organism: Menidia menidia (Atlantic silverside)
Lineage: Eukaryota; Metazoa; Chordata; Actinopteri; Atheriniformes; Atherinopsidae
Source: the annotation of a GenBank genome assembly
AUGUUCCGUGGUGGAAGUCUCAUGUGCCUCUAUUGGAUCAGGUCAUGCCGACUGCCUGGUUAUAGCAUCCGGUCUUCGCGUCCUUUAUCCUCAUUGAAUGGAUUUACUCUUGAGCUCCUAAAAGUGUCGCACUUACGCGCACACACGGCAUCCGUCAGCUCUGCUGCUGCGAGGAAUAGCUUGUUCACUGGCACUGGACGCUUAAGCACACUGGGGUGGCUCUGGAGGUCAUUGUUGUUAACGUGCUUGAUUGUCCCCAGGAGGAGCAGGAGGAUCUACAGGGGAACCUCUCCACAAAUUGCCAUGCCUCAGACCAAGUCAGACAUGGGCUCUGCCUUCAUCCAGACUCAGCAGCUCAAUGCUGCCACGGCCGACACUUUCCUGGAACACAUGUGCCUGCUGGACAUCGACUCUGAGCCCACCACUGCACGCAACACUGGCAUCAUCUGCACCAUAGGGCCAGUCUCUCGUUCAGUGGACAUGCUGAAGGAGAUGAUCAAAUCUGGAAUGAACAUUGCUCGUAUGAACUUCUCGCACGGCUCACAUGAGUAUCAUGGAGAGACCAUCAAGAAUGUGCGUGAGGCCUGUGAGAGCUUCGGGCCUGGCAGCAUUCAGUACAGGCCCAUCGGUAUUGCCCUGGACACCAAGGGCCCAGAAAUCAGGACUGGCCUCAUUCGGGGAAGUGGCACCGCUGAGGUGGAGCUGAAUAAAGGUAGCAUGAUCAAGAUUACCAUGGAUGACGCUUACCAGGAAAACUGCAGCGAUGAGAUCCUGUGGCUCGACUACAAGAACAUUACUAAAGUAGUGGAAAUUGGCAGCAAGAUCUACAUUGAUGACGGACUCAUUUCCUUACAGGUCAAGGAGAUUGGGUCUGAUUACCUGAUGUGCGAGAUUGAGAAUGGUGGCAGCCUGGGCAGCAAGAAGGGUGUGAACCUCCCCGGUGCCGCUGUGGAUCUGCCCGCCGUGUCAGAUAAGGACAUCAAAGACCUGCAGUUCGGUGUUGAGCAGGGAGUCGACAUGGUCUUUGCAUCCUUCAUUCGCAAAGCGGCAGACGUACACGCUGUCAGAGCAGUGCUGGGAGAGAAAGGCAAAAACAUCAAGAUCAUCAGCAAACUGGAAAACCACGAGGGUGUCCGCAGAUUUGAUGAAAUCAUGGAAGCUAGCGAUGGCAUCAUGGUUGCACGUGGCGACUUGGGUAUUGAGAUCCCAACAGAAAAGGUCUUUCUGGCCCAGAAGAUGAUGAUUGGUCGCUGCAACAGAGCUGGCAAGCCAAUCACAUGUGCCACUCAGAUGUUGGAGAGCAUGAUCAAGAAACCCAGGCCGACCCGUGCUGAGGGUAGUGACGUAGCCAAUGCUGUCCUGGAUGGGGCUGACUGUAUCAUGCUGAGCGGGGAAACUGCCAAGGGAGAGUACCCUCUUGAGGCCGUGCGCACACAGCACAUGAUUGCUCGUGAAGCAGAGGCAGCCAUGUUCCACCGGCAGGUGUUUGAGGACCUGCGUCGUUCCACGCCGCACUGCAAAGACCCCGCAGAGGCCAUUGCAAUCGGCGCUGUCGAGGCUUCCUUUAAGAGCUUAGCCUCUGCGAUCAUUGUGCUCACAGGCUCUGGAAGUAACCACAGGCCCACCCUUCCAUUCGGGGCCCAGAUAGCCCGUGAGGCCGAAGCAGCCACCUUCCACAGACAGCUAUUCGAGGAGCUGCGGAGACACUCCCGCCUGAGCAGAGACCCCUCCGAGGCUGUGGCUGUUGGAGCUGUGGAGUCGUCCUACAAAUGCUGCGCUAGUGCCAUCAUUGUUCUGACUAAGACUGGGAGGUCUGCUCACCUGAUCUCCAGGUACAGGCCGCGGGCCCCCAUCCUGGCCGUAACCCGUAACGCCCAGACGGCGCGCCAAGCCCACCUGUACCGCGGCAUCUUUCCCGUGCUGUACACCACACCCGCCAACGACGUGUGGGCAGAGGACGUCGACAUGCGCGUCAACUUCGCAAUGGAAAUGGGCAAGGCCAGAGGCUUCUUCAAGGAGGGUGACGUUGUCAUCGUGCUGACCGGCUGGCGUCCUGGCUCUGGCUACACUAACACCAUGCGUGUGGUUGUGGUGGCCUGA